AUGUCAUACUACCCGAAUCAGCAUGGCCACUGUCCGCACGGCCAACAGUUGCCGCACAAUCCACACGAGGGUCCUAUUUCGCAUACCGUCUUUCCUCCGGAUAUGAACCCCAACUAUCCGCAUCAACCGUUGCUGCCGGGAGGAGUUCAUCCACCAGGACACUAUCCACCGCCGCAUCUGAUGCCGCCGUCGGUGGAUAAUCCACACUAUCCACCCGGGCACCACUACCCACCGGGACACUACCCACCGCACUAUCCGCCGGGACAUUAUCCACCGCACUAUCCGAUCCACGAGCAGGCCGUUGGAUACGGUGGUUCCCAGCCGAGAAAACCCGAGGAAAAGAAAUAG
This is a messenger RNA of Sabethes cyaneus, 348 nucleotides long. Its product is annotated as proline, histidine and glycine-rich protein 1-like. The transcript has a single exon. The coding region runs from base 1 to 348 and encodes 115 amino acids. NCBI's taxonomy places the organism in Eukaryota, Metazoa, Arthropoda, Insecta, Diptera, Culicidae. The record is from RefSeq and is a predicted model, not a curated record.